Messenger RNA from Colias croceus (clouded yellow), 2550 nucleotides. RefSeq names its product X-ray repair cross-complementing protein 6 (gene Irbp). Gene Ontology annotation, molecular function: DNA helicase activity; double-stranded DNA binding; telomeric repeat DNA binding. Lineage: Eukaryota; Metazoa; Arthropoda; Insecta; Lepidoptera; Pieridae. The record is from RefSeq and is a predicted model, not a curated record. Gene Ontology annotation, cellular component: Ku70:Ku80 complex; nucleus. Gene Ontology annotation, biological process: cellular response to gamma radiation; cellular response to X-ray; telomere maintenance. The coding region runs from base 140 to 1885 and encodes 581 amino acids. The transcript has a single exon.
GUCAAUCAUGAUUCGUACAAUGGAUUCGUAUUUCGUUUCGUUAUGUCAAAUUUCAAUACAAACAAAUUUCAAAAUAUUUACCUAGUCGCUUUUUAAACCUGGAAAAAGUGACAUAGGUACCUAGAGUUUAUGUGAAAUUAUGGAUACAGAUGAAAUCUAUGAAGUCCCUACGUGGCGUGGAGUACCAGCUACAAUCAUUUUAAUAAAUUUAUUAGAAGAUACGAAAAUAGUAGAGAAUGCACAUGUUGCAACUUGCCGCCUUCUGAGACAGUAUCUACGAAGUGGAAGUUCACAACUUAUCGGUGUUUACUUAUAUGGGGUCGAGGAAAAUAAUCCUACUAAUAGUUUGACAGAUUCUCAAAAUGUUAAAGAAAUUGUACCUCUUUCUUUACCUUCUUUGCCAGAUUUCAAAAAGUUAAGAGACAUUGAUUUCGAUUCAUUGCAAAGGUGCAAUGAUUUAAAAUUAUCUGAUGUCCUCUGGCAUUGCAGUAAAUCAUUUGCAAACUGUAAGAAGCAAAUAUCAUCUCACAAAAUAAUCAUGCUUACUCAGCUUAUAAAAACUCCCGUGCAAACUGAUCAAACUCCAACUUUAAAAAGGGUUAAAGAUUUAGUGGAUUCUAAUAUAGAAAUAAGGAUACUCAAUAUAUCUGAGAACACAUACAAUAUAGAUAUAUUUUAUAUUAAUUUCAUGAAGGAAGCAAACAAAGGACAGGACCCUAUUCUUCCACCGCCUAUUAUUGAUCCCUUGGAGAUAGAGAAACUUAUGUAUAGAGAAUCACAUAGGCGAUUAGCUGUAGCAAAUCUCACCUUUGAAAUUGGAGAUGGAUUUUCUAUUAGCUUAGGAAUUUAUUCGCUAAUAAGAAAAGCUGGUUACAGUUAUCAUAAAAAAGCUGAUUUGGAUAGAGAAAGUAAUGCUAUUGUAUCAAGUGUUACUAAAACAACAAAAGUCUGUGUUGAUUCUGAAGAUACAGAAACACCUAAAGAAUUACCACUACUUAAAUCUGAAGUAUUAUUCUACCAAGAAUAUGGUGGUGAGAGAAUAGAGUUUACUAACAGUGAAAUGAACACUAUUAAAAAUCCAUUUGGCCCACCAAUGAUGAAACUUCUGGGUUUCAAACCAGCAAAAAUGAUUUGUAAGGAAAAAUGGUUUUUAAAAAUGGGUUACUUCUUGUAUCCAAAUGAAAAAAUUAUAGAAGGAUCAACAGUAGCUUUUAAAGCAAUGCAUAAAGCUUGCUCUGAUAUGAAUAUGAUUGCAAUUUGUAUUUUAUGUACUAGAGUAAAUGCAAGACAUACUGUUGUAGCUUUAAACCCAUGUAGGAACCCACUAGACCUGGAUGUGGAAGUUGGUUUUGAUGUUAUUCAUAUUCCUUUUGUGGAGCAUGUGCGAGAUUUAAACAUACAAGAUGGUGACGAAGAGCCUGUUGAACAGGCUCACAAAGUUGUGAUGAAAGACAUAUUGAGUGCUAUUCAAUUUGAUUACAAACCAGACAUGUUUUUGAAUCCUAAGCUUCAAUCAGAGUACAGAGCAAUUGAAGCAAUAGCUCUUGAAGAGGAGGAUGUGGAACCGUUUGUUGAUACCACUAAACCUAAUUCAGCAAAGUUCCAGAACUUAAAGGAGGAUUUAUUUGAGGAAAUGCUAGGACCAUUUGGUGCUCUAACCAUUAAGAGAACUGCUCCAACAAUUUCAGGCGCUAACAGUAAGAAGACUAAAGUUGCUGACAUAGAUGAAGACUUACUCCAGCACAGAUUGUCAAGUAAGACAGUUCACCAGUACACAGUACCUCAGCUGAAGCAGGUCUUACAAUAUAAGGACAUUGACAAUUUGCCCGCAUUGACUGGUUUGAAAAAAGCUGAUUUAAUUGAGCUAGUAUAUGAGAAUUGUUAAAAAAACACAGGUUCUACAUUCAACAUAUUUUAUUAAUACUCUAAAUAUAAAGAGAUCCAUCAGCUGGACCGAGGUGAUGGAUGCCGAUUAGCAGAGCAUCAACUAGGGUCCAUACACCAAGGCCACCAAAACUAAACAGCUUCCCGAUUCCCUCCUGCCAGUGCCCUAAAUAAAAUCUAUCAGCUCCAAAUCCUCCAAGUGUGAGAGCGAGCACUAGAGCAGUACCCCAUCUAGUGCCAGCUGUCCAAGAGCAUCUGAUUUUCUUUAAGAAUUUUCUCUUUCCUAAGCAAAUUACAUCAUCAGAAACUGUGCAAUUUGUCCUGUAAAAAAAUAUACUGUUAAUCAAUGUUACGGAUAAAAUCAGAUAAAAUACAGAUAAAAUUGUUAAGUUAAAAACUUUAAAAGUUGAAUUUGAUAGCAUUCAAAUGCUUUAUAAUAAUAACUUUAAAAGUUUAUAUUUUUAUACCAUUUUGAUAUAAGAAAUGUAAUACAGAAGUCAAACUUACAAAUAAUACUUCAUAGGUGAAGCUAAGGAAUUGCAAUUAGCUUUCUGAUCACAUCUAUGUUCCCAUUUAUCAGUUUGGUAGCAGAACCGACACAUUGCAGUUUUGUUUAAGGAUUUAGGUCCCUGGAAAUCAAUACACAAUAAAGAAGUUAAUUACUGA